Messenger RNA from Penicillium manginii, 1065 nucleotides. Its product is annotated as putative L-serine dehydratase. Gene Ontology annotation, molecular function: L-serine ammonia-lyase activity; threonine deaminase activity; pyridoxal phosphate binding. Gene Ontology annotation, biological process: L-serine catabolic process; L-threonine catabolic process. NCBI's taxonomy places the organism in Eukaryota, Fungi, Ascomycota, Eurotiomycetes, Eurotiales, Aspergillaceae. The transcript is spliced from 3 exons. Bases 1 to 1065 code for a protein of 354 amino acids. The record is from RefSeq and is a predicted model, not a curated record.
AUGAGUUCCACAAACGAUAUUCAAAAGCCUUGGAUCGAGACUCCACUAAUUGAGUCGGCAACUCUAUCCAAGCUUGCGGGAUGUCGAAUCUUCCUUAAGCUAGACCUUCUCCAACCAUCUGGCUCCUUCAAAUCCCGCGGCGUCGGUAACUUCAUCCACGCAAACCUCAAAUCGCACUCCCAAAGCCACCCACCCCAUUUCUACAUCUCAUCCGGCGGAAACGCAGGCCUCGCCGCCGUGCGCGCGGCGCAAGACCUGCACUGUAAAUGCACCGUCGUCGUACCGCACAGCACGAAGCCAUUCAUGAUAAACAAGCUGCAUCAGGCCGGCGCAACAGAAGUCAUCCAGCAUGGAGCCAGUUGGUUCGAAGCAGACACCCACCUGCGAGAACAAUUCAUCGACGCCGAGCAUAAUGCCGACGGGGCUAAUGUUUACGUACCCCCGUUCGACCACCCGCUUGUUUGGGAGGGGGCAAGUAGUAUGGUUGAUGAGAUUGCGAGACAAUUGCCCGCGCAGGAGGGUGCUGCAUUUGCCGCGGACGCGGUCAUUUGUAGUGUAGGUGGGGGUGGGCUUUUUAAUGGGUUGGUUGGUGGGUUGGAGAGGUGUUGGAAGGAUUCUCGGUCCGGGGCUGGUACUAGUAAGAAUGUGCGCGUGUUGGCUGUUGAGACGCAGGGUGCGCAUGCGCUUGCUCACUCGCUGCGUGAGGGGAAACUAUCUUCGCUCGAUGCGAUAACCUCGCAAGCUACUUCGCUCGGCGCGUUGCAGGUUUCGUCCCGGACGUUUGAGCUUGCGAGUAACCCGCCGUCCGGUGUGGAGGUCACGAGUGUUGUUCGGUCGGACGCGGAGGCUGCGCGUGGUGUUGUGCUGCUUGCUGAUGAGACGCGUUUGGAGGUUGAGUUGGCCUGUGGUGUGAGUGUUGAGGUUGCUCUUAGCGGGGAGUUGAAGAAGGUCAUUCCCGAUCUCAACCCGGAAACGCGGGUUGUUGUAAUUGUUUGUGGAGGUAGUAAUGUCUCUGCGGAGAUUAUUGCUGGAUAUAGAGAACAGUUGGCGACAGGCUGGGAGUAG